Molecule: messenger RNA, 1425 nt
Organism: Fragaria vesca subsp. vesca
Lineage: Eukaryota; Viridiplantae; Streptophyta; Magnoliopsida; Rosales; Rosaceae
Product: UDP-glucose flavonoid 3-O-glucosyltransferase 7-like
Exons: 1
Coding region: 1-1425 (474 amino acids)
Molecular function (GO): UDP-glycosyltransferase activity
Source: RefSeq, a predicted model, not a curated record
AUGGAAACCCAAAACCACAAGCUGCACAUCGCGUUCUUCCCCUUUAUGGCUCAAGGCCAUGUGAUCCCAGCCAUUCACCUGACCAAGCUAUUUGUUUCCAGAGGUCUCAAAGCCACCAUCAUCACAACCCCGGCAGAUGCACCUUUCAUCCGCAAGAAGAUCGAAAACUCUGGUACCCAGAUCAACAUUUUCACAAUUAAAGUGCCUGCUGUUGAGGUGGGAUUGCCAGAAAACUGUGAGAACUUUCACUCUGCUACUUCGCCGGAAAUGCAAGCAAAGUUCUUCAAAGCCACAACCUUGCUUGGACCACAGCUUGAGCUCUUCUUGAAGCAAAGGAAACCCAAUUGCCUUGUUGCUGAUAUGUUCUUUCCUUGGGCUACUGAUGUGGCAUCAAAGCUUGGGAUUCCAACUCUCAUUUUCCAUGGAAUUAGUUACUUCGCCUUGUGCGCUACACUGUGUGUGCAUCUGUAUAAGCCUCACAAUCAGGUUUCAUCUGAUUCAGAACCUUUUGUUAUUCCUAACUUACCCGACAAGAUUGAGCUGAAUAGAAAGAAAAUUCCUGAUUUUGUUAAGGAUGGAGUUGAGAAUGAGUUUAAAAAGAUGUAUGAAGAAUCUAUGGAAGCACUAAAGAGCAGCUAUGGGGUUCUUGUUAACAGCUUUUAUGAGCUUGAACAUAGUUAUGCUGAUCAUUACCGCAAUGUGUUGGGGUUAAAAGCUUGGCAUAUAGGGCCAUUGUGGUUAUGCAAUGAAGUUGAAGAUCAGAAACUCUCUACUGAUGAACAUGAAUGCAUGAAAUGGCUUGACAGAAAGAAGCCCAAUUCAGUUGUUUAUGUAUGUUUUGGGAGUUUGGCAAAUUUUGGUGAUGCCCAGCUCCUAGAAAUUGCAAUAGGUCUUGAGGCUUCAGGGCACCAUUUCAUUUGGGUUGUCAAUAAACAAAAUAUUAUCGAGGAAAACUGGUUGCCUGAAGGAUUUGAAGAAAGGAUUGAAGGGAAGGGAAUGAUUAUAAGAGGGUGGGCACCGCAAGUGAAGAUUCUUUCACAUGAAGCAGUGGGAGGGUUUGUGACACAUUGUGGGUGGAACUCAACACUUGAGGCAGUGUGUGCUGGUGUACCGAUGGUGACAUGGCCUCUAUUUGCAGAGCAGUUUUACAAUGAGAAGUUGAUAACGCAAGUGCUUGGGAUCGGGGUUGAUGUUGGUGCUCAAGAAUGGAUUAGAGUGGAUGGUGAGAUUGUGAAGAGUGAGAACAUAGAGAAGGCUGUGAGAAAGGCAAUGGUGGGUGAAAAAGCAGAGGAAAUGAGAAGCAGAGCUAGGGGUUAUGCCGAAAUGGCAAGAAGGGCUAUUGAAGAAGGGGGUUCAUCUUAUACAGAUCUCAAUAGUUUGAUUGAAGAAUUGAGGUCUCGUGCCAUUACUACAGAAACAAGUUGA